This is a messenger RNA of Eremomyces bilateralis CBS 781.70, 2802 nucleotides long. RefSeq lists its product as uncharacterized. Bases 240 to 2345 code for a protein of 701 amino acids. The transcript is spliced from 2 exons. Gene Ontology annotation, biological process: amine metabolic process. The record is from RefSeq and is a predicted model, not a curated record. Lineage: Eukaryota; Fungi; Ascomycota; Dothideomycetes; Eremomycetales; Eremomycetaceae. Gene Ontology annotation, molecular function: copper ion binding; quinone binding; primary methylamine oxidase activity.
GGUGAGAUUCUCAAAUACACCGAACUGAUACCACGCGUAAUCGGUUGCCGUUUGUGUAUUGAUAGAUACGCUGAUGGACGAGUUGCUUGUUGGAUGAGGGGGCAAUUCUGUACUACUGGCUAGCAUCGGUACUAUAUAUAACGGGAGGCGAACUCCCUUAUCGUCACCUCUACGUCCUCAUUGUCCCCGAACUUCAUCUCCUAUUGAAUCUUCAAGUCAUUCCCGCAAACGAUCUCACUAUGUCUCCUCCAGCAGCCACCGAGAUCAAUGGCUCCUCGCCCCCCAUCCGCUCCAAACCUUCCUCCACCCCUCACCCCCUCUCCCCCCUCAGCGCUGCCGAGAUCCAAUCCGCCGCCUCCCUCAUCCACGCCCUCUUCCCCGCCACUGUCGACCUCCACUUCAAAACCAUCACCCUCCACGAGCCCCCCAAAGCCUCUGUCCUCCCCUUCCUCGCCGCCGAACGCUCCGGCGACCCCACCCCCUCCCUCCCCCGCCACGCCUUCGUCAACUACUACAUCCGCAACACCAACCGCCUCCAUGAAGCCAUCGUCGAACUCUCCUCCGCCUCCGUCGUCCAGAACAAACUCCUCCCGAAAAAUUACCAUGCCCCCGCCGAUAGCGAGGAGCUCAUCGACCUCGAGAAGAUCGCGUUGGCGGAUCCGUCCGUGCAGGCGGCGAUCGCGAAGCUGCAGCUGCCCGAGGGCACGGUGGUGGUGCUGGACCCAUGGAUCUACGGCAGCGACGGGGUGGACGACGACGAGCGGAUGCACCAGUGUCUAAUGUACAUGCGCGACCCUUCGAACAGCGAGGAGGUGGACUCGAAUUACUAUGCGCUGCCGCUGCCAAUCUCGCCGGUGAUGAGCGCGGUGGAUCACCGGGUGGUGCGGGUGGAUGUGGUGCCGACGGGGAGGGAUAAUGCGAUCAAGGAGCUGGGGAAGACCACGGUGUAUCCGGCGAAUGAGUACUUGCCGGAGUAUCAGACGCUAAGGACGGAUUUGAAGCCGUUGCAGAUGGUGCAGCCGGAGGGGGCGAGUUUUACGGUGACGGAGGCGGGGGAGACGAGCGUGUUAGAGUGGCAGAAGUGGAGGAUGAGGGUGGGGUUCAAUAUGAGAGAGGGUCCGGUUCUGCAUGAUAUUUCGUACGAGGGUCGACCGCUCUUCUACAGAGUGGCACUGGCGGAGAUGAACGUCCCCUAUGCGGAUCCACGAAGCCCUUUCCACCGGAAGUCGGCCUUUGAUUUGGGUGAUGUUGGAGCGGGUCUUAUGGCGAACAACCUCAAGCUCGGAUGUGACUGUCUCGGAUCCAUCCACUACCUCAACUCCGUGUUGUCCGACACCAAAGGCAAACCACUGCCCAUGGAGAAUGUGAUCUGCAUCCACGAGCAAGACGGCGGCAUCGGCUGGAAGCACACCAACUUCCGCACCGGCCGCGCCGCCGUCGUUCGCCAGCGCCAGCUGGUCGUCCAAACCAUCAUGACCGUCGCGAACUACGAGUACAUCGUCGCCUUCAUCUUCAACCAAGCCGGCGAAUUCACCUUUGAGGUCCGCGCCACCGGCAUCCUCAGCACCCAGCCCAUCGACGAAGGCCUCUCCGUCCCCUGGGGCACCGUCGUCCACCCCGGCGUCCUCGCCGUCCAUCACCAGCACAUCUUCUCCCUACGCGUCGACCCGCACCUCGACGGGCAGAGCAACCGCGUUGUCUACGAUGAGGCGUCCCCGAUGCCCAAAUCCGACUUCAACCCGCACGGUAACGGGUACGAGGUGCAUACGACGCCGAUCACGCAGUCGGGCGGCUACGAUCUCGACCCGCUACGCAACCGGCUCUUCAAGAUCCAGAAUGCCGGCGUCAAGAACCCGAUCAACGGCCUCCCCGUUGCCUACAAGAUCGUGCCGCCGCCGUUCCAGUUCACGCUCUCGGACCCCUCGUCCUUCAACCACAAGCGCGCCGAGUUCUCCGAUCACAACAUCUACGUCGUCAAGUACGUCGACCACGAGCUGUACCCGGGGGGUCAGUAUACCAACCAAUCGCGCGGCGGCACCGGCGUGCGCAGCUGGGCAAAUCGGAAGGAGAACGUGCUCGACGAGGAUCUGGUGGUGUACGUGCAGAUGGGGAUCAACCACGUGCCGCGCAUCGAGGAUUUCCCGGUGAUGCCGGUGGAGACCCUGCAGUGCCAUUUCAAGCCGGUGAAUUUCUUCACGAAGAACCCCGCGAUGGAUGUGCCGCCGAGUGAGCAGCGGUUCAAUCAGAGUACGCUGGUGAGUGCGCAGCAUUGUCAGCCGGGGGUGGAGGGGGUGGUGACGGCGGAGGGGACGGUGGAGACGAAUGGGAGUGCGUGCUGUAAUUGACGGGGGAGAUGGAUUGUAGAUUUUGGUGACAUGAUUGCGUAUAUGAGAUAUCCUAGGGAUUUAGUCAUGAUUUAGAUUAACCAAAUGGUUCAGCAGUUAGCAUCAUUUGUCAGUGUCAUGAAUCGACUUCACCCCUGAUGGACAAAGUAUGACUCACUUGGUUCUGUAUAUAAAGCAGAGGCUGCACAACUACUACUCCCAGUGUCGCGUAUCGAUACAUGAUUGGAACUGCGUCGAAAUCUAACGCAGCCAUUCUGAAUCAGCGACAGACAGCGAACGUAUCGAUACCUCGUUGGCGGAACCCAACAGUGAUAGGCGUCCACGAUGUGCUUCUUUGACUCCAAUGAAACUAAUGGACUCAGAGACUGGAACGAUGAAGAUUGUCCGUUUUCGAUCGAGUACGGGUAACGGUAAACUAAAUGAAGCAUGUGAUUAAGUACCUGUAGGUCAAGGCCGU